AUGUCGAAAUUUCAGCUCUUUCCGUCACCACCCUACAGCGAUGAUUUACGUUCACCUAGUCCAAAUCCUGCGCCGACGAGGGAUCGCUUCUGCAUUGACGAAUAUAUUCCACUAACGUCGUUAAAGUACAUUGGAAAUUUGUCCCAUUUUAAGGCGGUCAACAUUACUGUGAAGACUUGUGAAAAAGUUCUAAAACCAUGUUAUAAUCAAUCUGUUAGUACCACAAGAGUCGAAGCAAAGCCAUCGCGACGACCAAUCAAAACGAGGAAACUUAUUCCACCGGUGAUCCGGCGGAAACGCCGGCUGGCAGCGAACGCACGGGAACGGAAGCGGAUGCACGCGUUGAAUGAAGCCUUCGAUCGCCUGCGGCAGUAUUUACCAACGAUCGGGAGCGAUCGACAACUAUCGAAGCACGAGACUCUGCAAAUGGCCCAGAGCUACAUCACUGCACUAAGCGAGCUGCUAAAGUAG
Sabethes cyaneus is the source of this 471-nucleotide messenger RNA. RefSeq names its product protein lin-32-like. Bases 1 to 471 code for a protein of 156 amino acids. Lineage: Eukaryota; Metazoa; Arthropoda; Insecta; Diptera; Culicidae. The record is from RefSeq and is a predicted model, not a curated record. Gene Ontology annotation, molecular function: protein dimerization activity. The transcript has a single exon.